UGGCAACCCGGCAUGGACAGGCACAGCACACAGAAAACUUUAAAUAUUUUUUAUUUAUUUAUGUAUUUAUGAAAGCAACCGCUAGACUAAUUAAUGCACUGCGUUCAUUAUAAACUGCCCUUCGUUUGUGCUUUUUAUAGCUCCAGAUUAUUAUGAAGUGACUCAGUCUAGCCUACGUUUAUUUCCUCAGAGAUCAGUUUGUUGUAAUGCUGAGCAAACCCUGGUCUCGACGAGGCUGAGCUGAGCUGAACAUUCAACCACCACUGCUACUUUCGGAAACUCCCACCAGUCACUUGUCUGCUGUUUCCUGCAACGAUGUUAGAGCUGUGAAGAGAGGAUUAAAAAGCCUUCUUUAGUUGUGUUUUAAUUCUGCAGUUUCUGUAUUGUCCACAGAUCAUGAAAUAAGGAGACAUGAAGGACAGAUUGUGUGACCUUAAUGAUGUCAAAUCUAAAGUCUCGCAGGAGGAGCAGCUCUCCAAAGAAAAUGGAGAGAACAUAGACAAUGGCGAGCUCGAGCAUCUGGCGGUGGUGUUUGAGGGUGAGGCCGAGAUGGACGAUGUGUUCCGGGAGGCUCAGUCAAUGCACAAAAAAAUAGCCCACCUCCGAAUGGAGGUGAAGAGGCUGGGCAAACAGAACACUCGGUUUCUAACGUCUGUCCGGCGCAUCAGCAGCAUCAAACGUGACUCUAAUGCCAUUGCACGCAACAUCAAAACAGAAGGGGAGAAACUCUAUGCAAGGCUUCAGCAGAUGGACACACUGUGUAAAGAGCUGGAGGAAAAACAUGGAGCUCACUCUGCUUUAGUGCGCAUGGCACGCUCCCAGUACAUCUCUUUAACCGGGGCCUUCCAUGAGGCCAUGUCCGAGUAUAACGAUGCUGAGAUGGCGCAGAGAGAAAACUGCAAGAUGCGCAUUACAAGGCAGGCAGAGAUCAUGGGCAAAGAGGUGACUGGGGACCAGAUUGAAGACAUGAUUGAGACUGGGAAGUGGAAUGUGUUCUCUGAUGACCUUGUCACCGAUGGUCGAGCGUUCCGUUCAGCUCUCAAUGAGAUUGAGAACCGCCACAAGGAGCUCCUGGAACUAGAGAGCCGUAUACGGGAAGUUCGUGAACUCUUUUUCCAGCUGGCUCUGCUGGUAGAAGAGCAAGGGGCUAUGGUGAAUAACAUUGAGGCCAAUGUGUUUGCUACACAGGAAUUUGUAGGCAAAGCUACUAUUGAGAUAAAGAAAGCUGUGAAAUAUAAGAAGAAACACCCAUGCAGACAGCUCUUUUGCUGCUGCUUUCCGUGUUGCAAUAAAUGAUGAAUAAUAUUGUUCAGCACCUUUUCAUGCCUUGCCCUUUCACAAUCAUGCCUUUCACAACAACAGGCCUGUUCACAGACGGCACAGUGGCUUUAAAGAACAGUUAACUGUGCAGUUGAGCAUUCAUGUGCAAAGCAGCAAGUUACUGUUCUUGCAGAAGGGUUGUGUGGUUUACAGGCCUGAACAUUUAACCUUUUUUACCUCUUUCUUUGUGCAUUUUAAUGACUUCCUCAUGCUUGGCAUAUAAAAAGCUGUAUGCCGGUGGCCUAAGCUCGAUAGGUGUGACCAAACCCAGUGUUUCUUUUUUUUAACCACAAGAGCAACAACACGUAUUAUCUUGAUAAUGUGUUUUAUCACUGUUUUUACUGUGUGAAUAUUGAUGAACAUUAAUGUUGUGCUGGCUUAAAACCAUUCUUAUGUACUGCAGUAAUGUAUACAUACUUGUUUCAGUGUGAUUAAAAGUAUUUAAAUGGUUUUGUGGCUGGAAAAAAGAGCUUUUAUUUCUGUCAAGUAGACACAAAAAAACAGCUUAUAAAUAAUGUAUGUUAUUAAUAUUUUAUUGUUUGUAAUUAAUUUAAUAAAGUGUUUAACUGUUAUAAAGUA
Messenger RNA from Astyanax mexicanus (Mexican tetra), 1899 nucleotides. RefSeq names its product syntaxin 11a (gene stx11a). Gene Ontology annotation, cellular component: presynaptic active zone membrane; synaptic vesicle; SNARE complex. NCBI's taxonomy places the organism in Eukaryota, Metazoa, Chordata, Actinopteri, Characiformes, Acestrorhamphidae. Bases 412 to 1296 code for a protein of 294 amino acids. The record is from RefSeq and is a predicted model, not a curated record. The transcript has 2 exons. Gene Ontology annotation, biological process: intracellular protein transport; synaptic vesicle fusion to presynaptic active zone membrane; exocytosis. Gene Ontology annotation, molecular function: SNAP receptor activity; SNARE binding.